This is a messenger RNA of Schistocerca americana (American grasshopper), 2268 nucleotides long. Its product is annotated as extracellular tyrosine-protein kinase PKDCC-like. The coding region runs from base 545 to 1885 and encodes 446 amino acids. The transcript is spliced from 6 exons. Gene Ontology annotation, biological process: protein phosphorylation. Gene Ontology annotation, molecular function: ATP binding; non-membrane spanning protein tyrosine kinase activity. The record is from RefSeq and is a predicted model, not a curated record. Lineage: Eukaryota; Metazoa; Arthropoda; Insecta; Orthoptera; Acrididae.
UUCGUGGAUUAGUUUGGUUGCAGCAAUGGGAGGAGUAGGUCGGCGAGAGGUAUUUUGGACGAAACGGUAGUACACACCGACCGUGUAGAAUGCAGUGCCGGGGGACUGUUGUGAGCGUGAUAAAAUUAUUUCACGAAGCUUCUGUGUUAAGCGUCGGAAGAAGUGUGAACAGUUAUCCUUUGCUUUGCUGUAAUACCACGAAGUUCGCAGUAUUGACAGCUCUGUGCUUCACGUUAACAUAGAAGGUUCGAAACUAGCAGACGAUGAUUUUCAGCCUAGCCUGGGCCCUUUCAGUGUCUCUGUCGUUUGUAGACUGCCAGAUAUUCAGAGAUACGAACUGUCAGUGAUGAAUGAACAAUAAUACGAUACUAUCCGAAAAGCAGAGAUUUGGACUGCGUCCAUUUUUCUCGCAUAGAGCAUCAUAUCAGCAAAUUUGUUAUUAAUAUGACAUAUAAUGAAUUGAGGCCGUUUGUAUACGACACAAUAAUGUGCUUCAGCUCUGUGCACGAAAGAAUUAAGUACUUGACAUGAUAAUCACCUUGCCAUGUCACUGUAUCGCGCUGGCAUCGUGUUUCCACGGUGUUCGAGCUUAUGUUUACUCAUCACCGUUUACGCAAUUUUGUUUGCUGUAGCUGGUGUUUUGCUUCUGCAGCUUCGCUACAGCAGACGUGUUGCAACGAAGCCCUCAAACUAUGAGGAUAGCUACUUGUGGGAGGUAGAGGGAUGGUAUAGUAACGAGAGUGGCUUGAGAUGGCCAGUUGCUGCAGAAAGACACUUAUUUGGUUGCCUUUCCUUGAGAGAACUGACUGAUCUAGAGUUCGUAGCAGCAGGAUGGACAAAAGCUGUCUAUAAGGGUACCUUUAGAGGCAAGAAUGUAGCUGUAAAAACUGUAAACUUGAAUGGAAAAGACAUGAGAGAAUGUGAUGCUUCAAUGUCAGUGUGCUAUCGCAGAGCAGCAGCAAAAAUUUUGAAAGAAAUAGUGCUUUUAACGGAGCUUGCCCAUGACAAUGUUGUGACCGUUAUUGGCUCAUGUGUUCCUGAAACUGUUGGUCCUGUCGCCAUUGUAACAGAACUUGGCGAACCUCUGGAUACAGUCCGCUUACUUCAGUUGUCAUGGGAAGACAGGCUGAGAUUGGCUCUUGGAAUAGCCCACAUUCUACAUCACCUUGCAACUUCUCCCCUUGGUUCUUUGUCAAUGAAUGACUUUAGAAGACAGCAGUUUGUUUUGGUUGGAGGAACACUGAAGUUAUCUGAUGUUGAUGAUAUUGGAGUUGGGGAACCAGAAUGUGCAACAGAUGAUGACUGUAUUAUACAAGCAGAGGGAGGACAUAAUGGAACCAGAGAGAUUCACCUGAACUGCCACAACUCACACUGUGUAGGCUACAAUGAACGUCUUAAUGUGUUGCGUGCAGGUCAACAUUUCAUAAGUUUAUUUUUGCCUCUGAGUGCUCCAGCAUCACUAGAGCCUCAAGUCCAAGAGUUAUUAAGAGCUUAUAAGGAACCUGGUACAUGGGAAACUGCUCAUAUAUUAUCUGCAACAGAACAUUUGGUUCACAAAUUUGCCUCUGGUGAAUAUUUGCAACGACACAUACCACAGCCACCAUCGUUGGACUCUCUAGGAUUCGAGAAACUGAGAGAUAGGGACCUACCUGGGGAAUUUGAUUACCACUGCCACCAUUCAUCGUCCUCUGUUGUUUGUAUAAAGUCAGUUAUGAAUGAGAUCGAAGCUGCAGAGAUUUGUGCCAAGGAUGCUGGUUGCCGAGCAGUUGUGAUCGGACACGAGUACACGUGGACAGGCAGAACAUUGGCUGUCUUCAAGAAUGGUUGCAGUUUCCCUUCUGAAAGGAAAGGUUAUACUUUAUUGAUAAAGAAAGAUGAAGUGUGAGAAUGUGAUAAUUGUGAAAUGUGGGCUUAAAUGUCAGUGACAUUGUGAAAAUGUGUGCUGUAUCUGUUCCUUACCACACAAAUGCAAUGAACAGUCAUGAAAUGUGCGUUAUAAUUGAAGAUGUAACAGAUCAUUUAACUUUUAUGUAUAGUGUUUUGGUUAAAGUGACAAGACACCUGCAUGGAGAAAACUGAAGUCAAAUAUUUUAAACAUUGUCCAGUAAUGCAAUAAUUUCAGUAUUAUUUGUACUGUAUUCAGCAGUAUUAGGAAGGAUUGAUAAAAUUUUAUUAUCAUGUUUAUUCAUAUAAUUGUGUACAGAAUAUCAUAUUUUUAUUGUUGCAACAUGUCAUAAGGGGCAUUUUUCAAUAAAAAGCUUGAUCGUU